GCCUCCGCCCUCUCUGGCCCCGCCUCCCUGACUCCGACUCGCGACUCGCGACUCCGGCCGGUGCCCCGCCCGCCGCGGUCUGCCGGCCUCCGGACGCCCCUGGCCCGACGCCCCACCAUUCCCCUACUCGGCCACUGCAGACUCCACUCUGCAACUGUGCGGCGGCCUAGCAAGCAGCACCCAGCUGGUGAGAAGUUAGCCCGGGACCACCACUGCCUGCGAGCUCCGGCGCGACCGCACCGCCGACCUCCGGCAGGUCCGCUCCUGCUUCUUCCUGCCUUCCCAAUUUAUUAAUCGCUAUAAGCGUUCCGCUCCUUCUCACCACCUUCUUGCCCCGCAGCGAUCCCCCCCCCCCCCCCCCCCCCCCCAUUUGUUCACAGGAAUGCCUCCGAGGAAAAGGGGAAAAGUGGACGGUGCGGCGUCGCCGGAUGCUGGCGGCGAUCGCAUCAGCGCGCUCCCGGACGACGCCCUCCAUCACCUCCUCUCGUUCCUGCCUGCGGAGGACGCCGUGCGGACGUGCGUGCUCGCCCGCCGCUGGCGACAUCUCUGGAAGUCCGCCACAGGUCUGCGCAUCUGGUUCGGCUAUGGGAAUGAAUUGCAGUCCGUGAAGAAGUUCCGAGAGUUCGUCAUCCAUCUGCUGCUCCUCCGCAAACGCCAUUCUUCUCUCCACACAUGCGAGCUCAGGUUACGGAACAGUGCCAGCCUUUGUACCCACUGGUUGCGUAAAGAUAGACUCGGUCUGAAUCUCUGGAUCCGCCAUAUUCUAGACUGUGAAGUCCGGACACUCAGGCUCAAAAUCCGGGACCCUUAUUUCUGUUUGCACCUGCCCCUUGUCUCUCAGCACUUGACAACGCUAGCAUUCGUCGGUCUAGGGUGGACCGACGAUCUCUGCGACUUCUCGAAUUGUCCGAAUCUGGAACAUCUAGAGUUCGAUGGGUCUACAUUUCAUGGGGUGCAGCAGAUCUCUUCAAAAUCCCUGAAAUACCUGAGCUUCAGCAAUAACUGUGAUUUUGAUUUUUAUAUGGAAUCAGACACUCUUAUUUGCACGCCAAGCCUUGUUUCACUUAGGCUAGAUAAGCAUUCCGGCUCGCCUCCUAUUCUGGAUAGCAUGCCAUCAUUAAAGGAGGCUUUUUUGAGAGAUCCUUUCAUGGGUUGUGAUGAUCAGGAUUGUUACACUUGUAUCCACGACAAGGUACAGUUCGGAUACGAAUACAACAAGUGUGUUCUUCUGCAAGGAUUGUCGGAAGCUGAGAAUUUGACGUUGAUGUCUGACUACAAAGGGGCUCAUUUUUUCAGGGAUUUGGAAUGGUGCCCAACUUUUAACAACUUGAGGACACUACUGCUAAAUGAAUGGUGUGUGGAUCCUGACUUUUAUGUGUUAAAUUGCAUUCUCAAACAUUCACCGGUUUUGGAGAAGCUCACCCUUCAUCUUUUUACUAAGGCACCUCAACAUAAACUGGAAAUGAUAGGAAGAUACAAUCAAAUGGAGAGAUCAGCUACUAUAUCAAAACACCUGAAGGAAAUCCGAGUCCAAUGUGAAGUAGUUAACAAUAAAGUUUACAAGGUUUUGAAGUUUCUGGGUACAUUUGGCAUACAUUUCCUUUUCAAGUAAGGACGAGAAAAAUUGGGAGGUUGACAGAUCUACCAUCUCUUGGCUAUCCGGAAAUAUAAGGCUUAAGCAGUGACAUUGUACCAUUUUGUCUAUGAAUGUUUUUGUUCUGUCAAUUCUAGUUAUCUGGAUGGUCUUGACAUAGUUGUCUGUUUCAUCAACGUUUCUGGGCUAGUCUCAUCUGUAACUAUUCACAAUUUCCAGAGGAAUUGUACCAUUUUGGAAAAAAAAUCAGCAUGUUUAAACCAA
Sorghum bicolor (sorghum) is the source of this 1858-nucleotide messenger RNA. RefSeq names its product F-box/FBD/LRR-repeat protein At5g22700. The transcript has 4 exons. Gene Ontology annotation, molecular function: protein binding. Bases 383 to 1612 code for a protein of 409 amino acids. The record is from RefSeq and is a predicted model, not a curated record. Lineage: Eukaryota; Viridiplantae; Streptophyta; Magnoliopsida; Poales; Poaceae.